AUGGCCAUCAAAUCAUUAGACUUCCGCCGCUAUCGCAGCGACGAUGCGCAAGAGCGACAACAAUUCUGCGAUGAACUCUGUGAAACGCUCUGUGUCUAUGGAUUUGCUAAGAUUCGCCACUCGUCACUUCCAAAAGAGAAGAUUGACCAACUGUUCGAAUUCAACAAGCGAUUCUUUGAUCUCCCAGAUGACAUCAAAGUGAAGGCAGCGCACCCGGCCGCGCCGAACCCCCAUCGAGGCUGGAGUGCCAUUGGCCAAGAGAGCGUGUGGCAGAUCUCCAAGUUCGAGCAAGGCGAGCAGCAGACGGACAGUUACCAGGAAUAUCGGGAAUCCUUCGACCAAGGCGCUGCCACCGACGAGCUCUUCCCCAACCGUUGGGUCGACGAGACCGACCUCCCCGGCUUCCGCCCCUUUAUGGAGGGGAUCUACGACGACUUCCACGAGCUGCACGGCCACCUCGUGCGCGCCAUCACCGCCGGCCUCCGGCUGCCCGCCGACCAUCUCAUCGCCAAACACCAGAGCAACACUAGCGAGCUGCGCCUGCUGCACUACCCGGCUAUUCCGGCGCGGUCGAUGGGGUCCGGCAAGCGCAUCGGCGAGCACUCCGACUUCGGGACGUUGACCCUGCUCCUGCAGGACUCGGUGGGCGGGUUGCAGGUCGAGGAUCAGCGCCAGCUGGGCAGCUUCAUCCCCGUCGAGUCGGAGAACGUGUACGAGGUGAUCAUCAACGUCGGCGACUGUCUGCAGCGCUGGACCAACAAGCAGCUGCGCUCGGCCAACCAUCGCGUCUGUCUGCCUCAGGGGACUGAUGUGCACUCCACCGCGAUGCUGGCCCCUCGGUACUCGGUGGCUUACUUUGGGAAACCGGAUCGUGAGGUGCUGGUCGACACCCUGCCGGCGUUCGUGCGGCCCGGCAUCAAGUCGGCGUACAAUGAUCAUCUGACUGCGCUGGAAUAUAUGCAGCAGAAACUGGUUCGCACUUAUGGCUGA
Messenger RNA from Aspergillus fijiensis CBS 313.89, 990 nucleotides. Its product is annotated as isopenicillin N synthase family dioxygenase. The record is from RefSeq and is a predicted model, not a curated record. The transcript is spliced from 3 exons. Gene Ontology annotation, molecular function: dioxygenase activity. Bases 1 to 990 code for a protein of 329 amino acids. Lineage: Eukaryota; Fungi; Ascomycota; Eurotiomycetes; Eurotiales; Aspergillaceae.